Colletotrichum acutatum is the source of this 432-nucleotide messenger RNA. RefSeq lists its product as uncharacterized. The record is from RefSeq and is a predicted model, not a curated record. The transcript has a single exon. Bases 17 to 253 code for a protein of 78 amino acids. NCBI's taxonomy places the organism in Eukaryota, Fungi, Ascomycota, Sordariomycetes, Glomerellales, Glomerellaceae.
AGUCUGGGGAGAUGAAAUGAAGAGGUUUUGGAUGAGCUGUGGGGGGGCCAUUUCUCGGUCUCUGCCGAGAGGUUGGGCUUCGUUUCCAUUGAUCGACAGUAUAUGCCUUUUGGUUGUCGUUGCUGCUGUGAUGCUGGCUGGCCGUGGGGUACUGCCGGUGUUUUUAUGUUUGGUCAUUGAAUGUGUGCGUGUUUGGUCUUUUGCGGUCUUCUCGCUGCUAUUUGACAGCUCACUAUCGUCAUCACGUUGCUAAGCCGUGAAGCAAUGGGAAACCUCAGUUUGAAGGGCCUUUGUUUCUUCUUCCUUGGGCUCAGGCUUUUGCCGGUCGAGAAGCUACUUCCACCACGGGUCGAGAGUCGUGUUUUGCCUGGUCUGUUUCGACAGCUCCAUCCAGCCAUCCUCUGAUCCUCCCCUCACGUCUGUAUUUCGAAA